GCAGGGUCAGGGACCCCAAGGAUUCCCCCUGAACCCCCUCUCGUGGGAUGUCUGGGGUCCUCAGGCGCAGCCGCGGACAGAGGCCUCCGCGGGACCGCGGAAAAGCCGCCCCUCCCUCCAACGCGCGUUCCCUAAUUCCCAGCGCGCUCCCGCCGCCUCCUGGGUCUGGAUCGCGCGCGCGCGCCCCCGUCUCCCCCGCCCACGGUCGAGGGGCGGACCCGGCUCCCGGCGCCGCCGCCCGCAGCCCCCUCCCCUCGCCUUCCCGCCGCUCGCGGCCGCCGCGGCGCUGCCACCCAGCCCCACCCCGGGCGACCCAGUGUGGAGCGGCGGGAGCCGGAGCCGGAGGUGCGGAAUGGAUAAGAGGGACAAGGCCAGGGCAGGGGCCGCUGCGCGGACGCCAGCUUCUCGCCCUCCUGGCCUUCCGACCCCCAGGCCCCCAGGGUCUCCUCGACCCCCUCCCCCAGUAACCAGCGCGGCCCUCCGAGUUCUGGGAGCAGCGGCAGCUGCGGGGCGAGGGCCCCUGGCGGAGCGAGCCGGGGGCAUCCGGGGAGCCGCUCUCCAAGAGGCUGGUCCCCGGGUGGGACCAGCGCGGAGCGCCGGGACAGGACCCCGGAGCCCAGCCUCCAGGGCCCCAGCGGCUGGGAGAGGGGAGCGGACCCCUGCCAAGACCUCCAGCCCGGUCUCUGUCUCUAGCCUGGGGCGUGCCAGCGGGACCGCCAGGCUAGGCCCUCUUGGGCAGAAGGGGCUCGGGCCCCCAGCUGAGGAACCUGUGGCCAGAGGAAAAGCCCCAGAAGCGCCCAGAAGGAGCGCCCUGAGCGCCGGGCCUCGGAGAGACUCUUCUGGGCCCACUCCAAGCGCCCCCUCCCCGGCCAUCUCCCGUCGGUCCCGGGCUGCAGGCGCUGAGGGCGGUGUCCCCCGGGCAGCUCCAAGUGCCCGACCUCGACCCCCGACCGAGGCCCCCAGGAAAUCAGUGAGCAGCGCCCCAGAGCGCAGCGCCGCGGAGCCGAGCCCCGCCGCCAGGAGGCGACCCAACGCUGGUGGGGGCCUCCAGAGGCCAGCCUCGCGCCCCCUGGGCUCCAGCGCCACCCCUCUGUCCUCCCCAGCACGCUCCGGGGCCUCGCUGGGUGGAACACCCCGGGCUCUGGGGCACCCCUCGCAGCUCAAGUCCAAAGGGCUGCAGGCUCUGCGCCCCCCGCAGGCCACACCUCCAAAGAAUGGCACAGACCCUGGGCAGGGCAUCUCUCCUCCUUUGGCUACACCCACUCCACCUAGUGCGACUGCACAGCCCGCACUGCCUCCCCAUGUCACAGCCACACCUCUCCCGGACACGCUCCCUCUGUCUCCACCGACCACGCCCCCUUCCCAGGUCCUCACUUGCCCUUUGGCCACGCCCCCUCCACUAGCCCCGCCUUCUCCCUCUGCUCCACCCUCUCUGCAGACCCUCCCUUCUCCGCCGGCCACACCUCCUUUGCAAGCUCCACCCACACAUCUAGGUACAUCCUUUCCCGAGGCAUCCGCCUCUCCUUUGGCCACCGCCACCAUUCUGGCUCCAUUCUCUCCAUCAGUGUCACCCCCUCUGCAGAGUAUGCCCCCCACCCAGGCUUCUCUGGCCUUGCCCCCUCUUCUGACUGUCCCCUCUCCCUUGGCCACACCUCCUUUGGCGGCUCCUCUACCAUCGGCCACGCCCCCUCUACAAACCCCUCUGUCUCAAGCAAUAUCUUUGCGGAACCCGCCUUCCCCCCUAGCCACAUCCCGUCUGGAGGCCCUUUCGGCUCUGACCACGCCUCUUCCGCGGGCCGGUCCUUCCCUGUCUCCGCCCUCUCUUCAGGCCACGCCCUAUACACUGGCUACAUCUCCCACACAGGACCCUCCGCAGGCUUCUCGCUCUCCUCUGACCACGCUCUCUCUGCAGGGUCCUCCUCCUCUAGGCUCUCCGGCUGCCUUGGCCUCACUGCCUCUGCAGGCCCCUCCCUCUCCCCUGUUCACGUCCCCUCUACAGGACACUCCCUCUCCUCUGACCCUGCCCCCUCUACAGGCCCCGCCCUCUCUGCUGGCCACGCCCCUUCCACACACUCCACCUUCCAGGACCACGCCCCCUCUACAGGCCACUCCCUCUCCUCAGUCCCUGCCCCCUAUACAGGCCCCACCUUCCCUGACCUUACCACCUCUGCAGGCCACUCCCUCUCCUCAGGCCAUGUCCCCUCUGCAGGCUCCACCUUCUCCAGGAUCACUCCCUCUGCAGGCCAUCCCUUCUUUCCUGGCUAUGCCCCCUCUGCAAACCCAACCUUCUGUGGCCUCGCCCCGUCUUCAAGACCCUCCCUCACCCCUGGCCACGCCCCCUCCACAGGCUCUAUCUUCUCUGGCCUCGCCCCCUUUGCAGGCCCCUCCAUCUCGCCCUGCCUCACCUCCUCUGCAAGCCCCUCCCUCUCCCUUGGCCACGCCCCCUCCGCGUGCUUCACCGUCUCUGGCCUUGCCUCCUCUGCAGGCCCCUCCCUCUCCCCCUACCGCACCUCCUCUUCAGGCCCCUCCCUCUCCCCUGGCCACGCCCCCUCCGCAGGCUCCACCUUCCCUGGCCCUGCCCCCUCUGCAGGCCCCGCCCUCUCUUCCUGCCUCACUCCCUCUGCAAGCCCCUCCCUCUCCCCUGGCCGCGCCCCCGCCGCAGGCUCCGCCUUCCCUGGCCCUGCCCCCUCUGCAGGCCCCGCCCUCUCCCCCGGCCUCACCCCCUCUGCAGGCCUUUCGCCGCCCGCCGACCCCGGGUCCUGAUGCCCCUCUGCCGGGUCCACGGCUGACCCUGGCGCUGGCCCCGGGCCCACCGCCGCCGCCCUCGCGCAGCCCGUCCAGUACGCUGAGCGGCCCGGACCUGGCGGGCCACAGCAGCAGCGCCACGAGCACGCCCGAGGAGCUGCGCGGCUACGACAGCGGGCCCGAGGGCGGCGCCGCGGCCUCCCCGCCCGCCGACGCGGAGCUCGCCGCCUGCCACCCGGCCGCCUGGAGCCGAGGGCCCGCUCCGCCGCUGGCCGUCCGCGGCGCACAAGGAGCGCCCCUGCCUUGGCCUCCUGCUGCCGGGUCGGGCUCCGCUGACGGCCUGUGCACCAUCUACGAGGCUGAAGGGCCCGAGUCGGCGACCCCCGCCCCGGGCGCGCUGGAUGCGGGGCCGGGGCCUGGCGCGGGGGGUGGGAAGCCGGCGGCGGGGGCGGGGGCGGGGGCGGGGGCGGCCUCCCGCGGCGCGAAGCCGGCGCGCCUGGGCGAGCUGCCGCUGGGGGCGCUGCAGGCGAGCGUCGUGCAGCACCUGCUGAGCCGGACGCUGCUGCUGGCGGCCGCCGAGGGUGCCGCGGGUGGCAGCGGCGGUGGCCCAGGGGGCGCAGGGGGUGGCGGCGUCGCGGGGGGCACCCGGACGGCGCUCAGCGACGCCGAACUGGGCCGCUGGGCCGAACUGUUGUCUCCCCUGGACGAGUCCCGCGCCAGCAUCACCUCAGUCACCAGCUUCUCCCCGGACGACGUGGCUUCCCCGCAGGGUGACUGGACCGUGGUGGAGGUGGAGACCUUUCACUGAGCCAGACCCUAGCCCCGCCCACCAGAUCCACCCCUGCCUUAGGACCCGCCCCUCCGGUUACGCCUGUCUUAGACCCCCUUCCCCUCUUGGAGUUCGGCUCCAGGUGGAUCGGUCUCAGCCCCCUAGAGCCCUAAAAUUUUGGCCCAGGCUCGCGACCCACCCACAGUUUUGACCUUGGUCCUCCCCUCGAGCCCCGCCCCCCGGCCUAGGCCCCGCCCCAUGUCCAGUGUACCUUCUACUGCGCGCCCGAGUUUGCAAUAAAGCUGGGACACUGCAGUCUGUGCGCCCUCGCCGUUGUCCCGGGGACCGGGGCUGGGGGCCGCCCCGGGGCCGAGCAGAGGGCGGGGCGGCGCAAGGGGUAAGGCCCAAGCCGAGCUGGCAGCUGUGCGGAGCAGGCUGUAGCUCUGGCUGAAGGCCUUUCCGCCCACCGCUUGGCGGUGCAGCUUCUCCAC
Messenger RNA from Diceros bicornis minor, 4005 nucleotides. It is a transcript of the gene PRR36, whose product is annotated as proline rich 36. The record is from RefSeq and is a predicted model, not a curated record. Bases 353 to 3553 code for a protein of 1066 amino acids. NCBI's taxonomy places the organism in Eukaryota, Metazoa, Chordata, Mammalia, Perissodactyla, Rhinocerotidae. The transcript is spliced from 6 exons.